Molecule: messenger RNA, 674 nt
Organism: Prorocentrum cordatum
Lineage: Eukaryota; Dinophyceae; Prorocentrales; Prorocentraceae
Source: the annotation of a GenBank genome assembly
GAGGACCGCGCGUUGUGCUCGUGCAGCGUUGCCGGCUUCGCGGGCUUGCUUGUCAGCGUGAUGGCGCUGGACAUGUCCGGCAAGGUUCAGCCCACCCGCGGCGAGCGCUUCUGGGGCGUCGCCAUCCCCGUCAGCGGGUCUCUGGCAGUCGGCACCUCGACGGCCUGCAGGCUGAUGGGCAAGGUCCAUGGCCAGUUGGGCAUGGCGCCCUGGCCUGCGUGCCUGCUGCUGUUCCUCACCAUCGCGGGUUUUACCACGGUGCUGGUGCGUGGGGACAGGGACGCCUACCCGUCGCGGAAGCCGUGACAGCGGUUUUGCUCGGCGUGCUUGUUUCUUGUUCCUCACAUUUUGCGUUUUCGCGAGUUGCGCUCAUUGCAGCGUUUGCCGGUCGAAUCCCAACAUGCGUCGGUCCCUGGACUGUGGUAACUUGGACCAGCGCACAUGCACAUACAUGCUUUAGUGAAUCGCCUCGGUUAUUGGGCACCUGGUCGUCUGGAGCAGCCCGUCUGAGCGUUGCGUGGCCCGCUGCAGACCUCUUAUCCCCCCCACCAGCAGCCUGCGUCGAUCUCCGACUCGGCUCACUUGUGACCAGCUGGCGCAGGAAGAAGAGCUCCUCAUCAACGGACUCUUCAUCCCUUGCCUGCCCCCCUGCUGCUGUUCCUCCCUGGGAGGCC